Leptinotarsa decemlineata (Colorado potato beetle) is the source of this 710-nucleotide messenger RNA. It is a transcript of the gene Pis, whose product is annotated as Phosphatidylinositol synthase. Gene Ontology annotation, molecular function: CDP-diacylglycerol-inositol 3-phosphatidyltransferase activity. Gene Ontology annotation, cellular component: Golgi apparatus; membrane. Lineage: Eukaryota; Metazoa; Arthropoda; Insecta; Coleoptera; Chrysomelidae. The record is from RefSeq and is a predicted model, not a curated record. Gene Ontology annotation, biological process: phosphatidylinositol biosynthetic process.
CCGGUCAGAGUAAUAAAAAAUCUAUACAAUAAAGUUGUUUUGAGGUAUUGAAUUUGUAUUGAAGUGAACCCUAAAACAUUUUUCAAUAAUUCACUAAUUAUAUUGAAUCAGUAAUUCAAACGAUUGUUCUACCACAUUUCGAGAUGAGCGACGAAAAUAUAUUCCUAUUUGUGCCAAAUAUCAUAGGAUAUGCCAGAAUAAUAUUAGCCAUCAUAUCAUUUUACUUUAUGCCCUCGAAUUACAUUGUCGCCUGUACAUGUUAUGUGACUUCUGCUCUUCUUGAUGCAGUUGAUGGGCAUGCUGCCAGAUAUUUCAAUCAAAGUAGUAGGUUUGGUGGUAUGUUGGAUCAACUUACUGAUAGAUGUGGUACAAUGGGCUUGGUGGCAGUUUUGGGGCAUUUUUAUCCAAAGUAUAUCUUCUUAUUCAUCUUGUCCAUGUGUAUUGAUGUUGCCUGUCACUGGAUUUUUCUUCACACGUCUAUACUUCAAGGAAAAACAAACCACAAGUUUGUUGACAUGUCUGAUAAUCCAAUUAUGAGUAUUUAUUAUUCCAAUAAAAUGGUUCUGUUUAUAAUGUGUUGUGGAAAUGAGGCCUUUUAUGCUUCUUUAUACUUGCUCUAUUUUACAGAAGGACCUUUGAGUAAGUCAACAAUUUCUAAGUAUUUUAGAAAUAUAUAUACUCUGUAUCUAGGAUAACGGGGGCCAGCACAG